AUGUACAAGUCGCCCAGCUAUGGCGGCAAGAAUAUUAAGAAUCUACCUUAUAAGAGAGAUAGGAGAUUUAGCAUUGUUAGCUCCUCUUCUUCUGACUACAGCGAAGAAGCAAGAAAACAUAGUGAUUCCGAUUCAGAGUCUUCCCUUACUGCCUUGUCCGAGAAGGACGAACAAUCAGCUCUGAGAAAUGGAUCGGUGUUUUUCAAAAAUGCAAAGUUACCCAAGGCUAGAGCCAAGACGGCUUCGAAGGCUGCUAAGAAGAGAGCCCCUAAAAAAGGCCCCAAGGCAUCGUACGCUCAAGUGUUUGAUUCCGAUAAGGAUGACGAACUUGUAAGCGACGAUAUGGAUGAAGAUGAUAAUGAAUCCGUUGGUCUAACGGGCAUAUACUCAAUGAUCGAUAAUAGGGGGCAGUCGGAUAGCAAUUCUAACUCUAGCUCGGAUCAAUCGGAGUCUGAUGAUGACGAAGAAGAAAACUCUUCUGUUUCAUCGUCAGACGAUUCCGAAGUCGACUUUGUUCAACUACAGGCAGAAAGAAGAGCUAACGCUAAGUCUCAGAAAUCUCUCAAGGCCAUUAAAGCCUUACAGAAACAAAACAACACAAAAGACAAAAAGAGAAGAAAGUCAGACUACAGACGUCAAUCAGAACUUCCCCUUCCGGAUAACAUUAACUUUAAGUUUGAAUUUGAUGAUGCUGCAAACGAGUCUGCCAUUGAAGAUGAAAGUGAACAAGAAGAUGCCCUCAAUGUGGUGAAGCCUACCCAACCUGAAGAAGAAGACCUUGGUGAAGAAGUGUUGGAUGACCAGGGUGAUAAACAGUCCUACAACCUCAAUUUCCAAUUUGAUGACCCUAUCAUAGAUGUUCCUAAGAUUAAGGAUGAUGAACUUCAAUCUGAUGACGAUUACGAAUUCGAUGACAACGAUCUUUUGGCAACUUUACAAGCCGAUAAUGAUAUUGAAGAAUUCAUAAACGCUAACCCGCAUGAUGAAAUUGCUACGCCAAGAUCAAGGCAACGCCUGGUUAGUUCUGUCAAUGAAGAUGAGACAAUGGAUCCUUUCCUAGAGGAGGAAGAGAAGUACUUGGUGAACGAGUUCGAGAUGAACGGUUUCGAUGAUGAAAAUGAAUUUCAAGAUGAAGCUGGCAAGUCUGAUUUCGCUAAAGGAAUCGGAAGACAGAACUUCCAAGACAAGGUCACUGAGUACCCUCACGAUGGCACCGAACACAACAAAUCCGAUAACCUUGAUGGUUACAUGGAAGAUGACGAAGACGAAGAGGAUGUCGAUGAGUUCAUGGAUUUGAUGGAGUUUGAUGCGCCACUUUUCGAAGAUGAAAGCAAGGAUUCGGAAAGUAGUCUUCUGGAUUUGAAGAACGAAAAUGAGAACGUUGAGGACCUUGCUAAGAACGACUCCAAGCAGAUAGUUCCUCAAAAGCAAAAACUGUCCAACCGCAAGAAACGCAAGGCUCCUCGUGGACCUCUCGAUAGUGAAGAAGACGAUGACUCCUACUUGUGGAACUACUUUUUGAGCUCUGAUGGUGAAUCUGAGGGUGAGGGUGAUGCCGAGCCCGUUGACGUGGAAGAACAGCUUAUUCUCGAAGAGAUCUUCCGUCAAGAGAAGGAAGCCCGCGAGGGAAACAACGAACGUGAGUUCAGCCUUGAGCCAUUGUCUGAUCAGGAAUACGACAGUGGUGAAUCCACGGAUGUUGAUUUGUCUCUUCCUCAAACAUCCGGCAAGAACCACGCUGGUAGCAAGAUGGCUAAAGAGGUUUUGUCUUCGAAGACUGCCGAUUACAGACCACCUGUUCUUGGUACUUGGGUAGCUAUUGAGAGCAAGCCUUUUGGUAUCAUUGACGGUUUAUCUACAAGAACAUUGAAGAGCAACCAGAAUGCCCAGAAGAACCCAAGAACCAAGGGAUGGAAGUCCAUCAGUCUUGGAAACAAGAACGAGCAUGAAGACUCGGCCAUCGAGCUCGAAGAGUUACUCAAUAUCAGCGAGUUGGACAAUGACGACGAGAAUGACAUCCGUAUCUGGAGAGACUUCAACAACAGAAAGAAGAAAGUCCCGCUUGGGGCUUUCCGUAACAAGUCUCAUCUACAAGAACCUCAUUCUGUCCAUGAGCCUAUUGUGAACUUCAGCGUUUCGAGGUUAGGUUCUGGUCGCCGCAACAGCUAUCGCAGGAAAGAUAGAAGACUGAGCGGCGAGACUGGAGACGCUGAUGCACAAGAUUCAGCGGGAACACAAGCACUGCCAGACAGUGGUGUUUCCAAACUGAAGAGAAGAAGAGCACUGGCGGUUGAGGCAGCAUCAGAGGGCUACAGACCCACUAAAUCUGGAUUAUUUAGUGCAAAUGCGCUCACAGAUGCAGAAGAGGUUAUGGGAGAGGACAGAGAUUUCAUGGCAUUAAUCAAGGGUUUAUAG
Messenger RNA from Candidozyma haemuli, 2415 nucleotides. RefSeq names its product Ifh1p (gene IFH1). The record is from RefSeq and is a predicted model, not a curated record. Lineage: Eukaryota; Fungi; Ascomycota; Pichiomycetes; Serinales; Metschnikowiaceae. Bases 1 to 2415 code for a protein of 804 amino acids. The transcript has a single exon. Gene Ontology annotation, molecular function: transcription coregulator activity. Gene Ontology annotation, biological process: regulation of ribosomal protein gene transcription by RNA polymerase II.